Messenger RNA from Paramecium pentaurelia, 381 nucleotides. Lineage: Eukaryota; Ciliophora; Oligohymenophorea; Peniculida; Parameciidae. The record is from the annotation of a GenBank genome assembly.
AUGAUUGAUGCAUACAGUUUUAGUAAUAGGAACUUUGAAUUUACUGACCGAAAUGGAAAUUAAUCUAUAACUUAAAAAUCUGCUUUGCGUGAAAUUUCAAUGCCUAAAAUUAACAUUUUAGUGUCAUCUUUUCAACCUAAUUUAGAAAAUUUAAUUCAAGCUGAAGGUGAUUGUAUUGAAAUCAAUCCUGAAACCGAAAGGAUAAGGAAGGAAACAGGCUUUACGAGGGAAAUUUUAUAAAAUUAUAGAUAAAAGGGAAAAAAAUAACAUAAAGUAACAUUUAGAGAUCAAAUUCCAGGAUAAUCUUUAAAAGAAAUAAGAUACUAUAUUAAAGAACCUCAAUAAGAUCUUGAUGAAUGUUGUCCUUGUAAUAUCUUCUGA